AUGCCGACAGUCUCCUGGCAUUCAUCCCGCAGUUUAGAGAUGGACUCUGCCCUCAAGCUGGUUUUCCUGUUGCCUUUGUGCUUGGCUGCUCAGAGUGGAACCAACACAGAAACAGUCAGCACCACCACAAACAGCAUACUUGACCAAAGCGGAACAUUUAAGUUGUUUUUUGAUAUCUAUUUAUACCCCACUAAUGGAAGUAACUCAUCAAUUUCAAACACAACAGUGCAAUUCACGCCGAUGACUGCUUUAGUUUAUGAAGUUUUAGUGAAGAAUUUUAAACCGAAUAGGGAGACAGCAUUGUUUCUCAAUGUGUCAGUGAAAGCUGGAAAAAGCAAUCGUGUAAUAUUGUACCACAGCUCUAUGAUUAAUAAAGGCACUCCAUUUUACAUAACUGAAUCCCCUGGACUGACUAUAUCAUUUGUAUCAAGUGAUAUAACAAAUAAUAUCUUAAAAGCUGCUGUAAAAGUUUUGGUGUAUAAUACCAAAGACAGUACGUCAUCGAUAACAAGUGUCAAUUUUAAUGAAAGCACAACUGCAUAUUUUGACAUAGUUUUAACUCGAACUAUGACACAAACCACAACCACUCCUUUACCUACUAGUACCCAAUUAACAACAUCCAGCACCACUGAAGCAACAUCCACUAUCACCACAGAGACCUCUACUAGUGUUAAGACCACUAGUCCACCAACAUCGCCAACUACCUCAGAGAUUUCUACCACUACCGUUACCACUACUGAACCAACAUCCACCAGAACCACGGAGACCUCUACUAGUGUUAAGACUACUAGUCCACCAACAUCGCCAACUACCUCGGAGAUUUCUACCAGUACAAUGCCCACUACUGAACUAACAUCCACCAGAACCACAGAGGUUUCAACAAGUGUUGAGACCACUCCUGAGCCCACAUCGACCAUUACUGCAGCAACAUAUACCAGUACUGCUGUCACCACUAGUGAACCAACAUCCACCAGCACUACAGAGACCUCUACAAGUUCUGAGACCACUAGCCAACCAUCAUCAGCCAUGACCACUGAGACCUACCACAGCACUGUGGCACCUAGUGAGCCAACAUCCACCAGCACCACAGAGACCUCUAGCAGUACUGAGACCACUAGUCAAUCAACAAUAAGCAGUACGACAAAGCCAACUACUUUUAUUACUACAAAUUCUCUGUCAACAUCCACCCACAGCACAGAGACUACUGUCAAUCCAAGCACAAGUCAGCUGUCAUCAACCAGUACUACAGAGAACACUCCAACUACUACUCAGUCAACAUCAACUAGCACCACAAAGUCCACUAGUAGUCCAAGCACUACUCAGUUAACAUCAACUACAGAGAUCACUACCACUAGUCCAUGUUGUCGACCAACAUCAGAAUGUGUUACUUCUACUCCUACAGCAACCACUGAACCACCAACACCCCAAUGUUACCCACUCUGGCUGGUGGUAGUCAUCGCUUCAAUCACUGCUGUAAUUACUACCCUUCUGAUCCUGCUUUGUGUUUUGAUUGGAAAAAUGCUAAAAGAUGCGAGAUCGAACCGUCAUUAUAACGCAAAUGCCUAGAUGCUGUAAGAUUCCGUCAUCCACCGGAUCAGUCGAGGACAG
Molecule: messenger RNA, 1608 nt
Organism: Pelobates fuscus (common spadefoot toad)
Lineage: Eukaryota; Metazoa; Chordata; Amphibia; Anura; Pelobatidae
Product: mucin-2-like
Exons: 4
Coding region: 1-1566 (521 amino acids)
Source: RefSeq, a predicted model, not a curated record